Molecule: messenger RNA, 1027 nt
Organism: Ctenopharyngodon idella (grass carp)
Lineage: Eukaryota; Metazoa; Chordata; Actinopteri; Cypriniformes; Xenocyprididae
Gene: rlim
Product: ring finger protein, LIM domain interacting
Exons: 4
Coding region: 170-1027 (285 amino acids)
Source: RefSeq, a predicted model, not a curated record
UUCCGCACACCGGAAGUAGAUUCCUGCUGAAGAGACGGUCGAGAAAAUGAACUCCUGAAUAGCUGUCAAGAAUAACAGUUAUAAACAUCUACAAGGCAGACAAGGGAACUGUUACUAGAUAAGGCUUCGACGGGUUUACUAAGUUGGAUCUGACAUCUGGGUCGCAGUGAUGGAGGGUCAGGAUAAUGCAGAUCAGGGCAGCAGUGAUCAGUCUGAAAUACAGCGCCGAAGACAGCUGGACCGUCUGGACAGAGAAGAGGCCUUCUACCAGUUUGUCAACAAUCUUAGUGAGGAAGACUACAGGCUCAUGAGAGACAACAAUCUGCUUGGCACACCUGGUGAAAUUACAGCAGAUGAACUUUUGAGCCGCCUUCGGCAGGUAAAGGAUGGCCCUGAGUCGCCAAGCAAUGGCACCACUGAGGAAAGAAGGGAGGGGCCUGGUGUAACAGAGGUGGAGGGCACUGAGGAAAAUCCCAGUGGGGAGACCCUUCUUGACUGGCUCAACACAGUACGACAGACGGGGAAUACAACAAGGAGCGGUUACCGGGGUAACCAGUCAUGGCGGGCUGUGAGCCAAACCAAUCCCAACAGUGGCGAUUUCCGUUUCAGUUUGGAGAUCAAUGUCAAUCGCAACAUUGCUGAACAGCAAACGCAGACAGAAAGGCUGGAAGGGGGCCAGGAAAGAGCAGAUGGCCCUGUGUCUGAGCCGGAGAGUCUCAUGGAGACUGCAGAGGUGGUUGAAGAACCAGUGGUAGACGAGCUGGCUGUUAUAGUAGAGCCAGAGCUGCCAGUUCCUAGCACCCUGUCUCUAAACCGGGAAGUUAAUGCAUCAGCUCCCCCAACCUUAGCUCCCCCAACCUUAGCUCCCCCAACCUUAGCUCCUCCAACCUUAGCUCCUCCAACCUUAGCUCCUCCAACCCUAGCUCCUCCAACCCUAGCUCCUCCAACCCUAGUUCCCCCAACCCUGGCUCCCCCAACCCUGGCUCCCCCAACCCUAGUUCCCCCAACCCUAGUUCCCCAACCCUAG